This is a messenger RNA of Rattus norvegicus (Norway rat), 3273 nucleotides long. RefSeq names its product prokineticin receptor 1 (gene Prokr1). Bases 266 to 1447 code for a protein of 393 amino acids. Gene Ontology annotation, molecular function: G protein-coupled receptor activity; neuropeptide Y receptor activity. Gene Ontology annotation, biological process: neuropeptide signaling pathway; G protein-coupled receptor signaling pathway. Gene Ontology annotation, cellular component: membrane; plasma membrane. The record is from RefSeq and is marked validated. Lineage: Eukaryota; Metazoa; Chordata; Mammalia; Rodentia; Muridae. The transcript has 3 exons.
GGAGGUAGCAGGAACCCAGCUGACAACCAAGCACGGAAAGACCCUCAGAAGACAGAGGGGUUCCUGGUCCUUGCUGCAGAGCUCCGGGGAAGCGUCUGGGAUCCUCACCCUGGUCUGCAGGUUUAAAAUGGGACUCAGAUACUGGGCCCCUCAGAUGCUGGCUGGGAAGAUCUGACUCACUGAGGAAGAGCCAAGUGCCUGCAGAGAGGAGUCAUCAACCUUGCAGACGCCAGUGGGACAGCUUCAGGGGUGUGCACCUGCCUAGAUGGAGACCACUGUGGGGACCCUGGGCGAGAAUACCACAAACACUUUCACCGACUUCUUUUCUGCACGUGAUGGCAGUGGAGCCGAAACCUCCCCCUUGCCAUUCACUUUCAGCUAUGGUGACUAUGACAUGCCCUCGGAUGAAGAGGAGGAUGUGACCAACUCUCGGACUUUCUUUGCUGCCAAGAUUGUCAUUGGCAUGGCUUUGGUGGGCAUCAUGCUGGUGUGUGGCAUCGGCAACUUCAUCUUCAUCACUGCGCUGGCCCGCUACAAAAAGCUUCGCAACCUCACCAACCUGCUUAUCGCCAACCUGGCCAUUUCGGACUUCCUGGUAGCCAUCGUGUGCUGCCCCUUUGAGAUGGACUACUAUGUGGUACGCCAGCUCUCCUGGGAGCACGGCCAUGUCCUGUGCGCCUCCGUCAACUACUUGCGCACCGUCUCCCUCUACGUGUCCACUAACGCCCUACUGGCCAUUGCCAUUGACAGGUAUCUGGCCAUUGUGCACCCGCUGAGACCGCGGAUGAAGUGUCAAACGGCUGCAGGCCUGAUCUUCCUGGUGUGGUCUGUGUCCAUCCUCAUCGCCAUCCCAGCCGCCUACUUCACCACUGAGACGGUGUUGGUCAUCGUGGAAAGCCAGGAGAAGAUCUUCUGCGGCCAGAUCUGGCCGGUGGAUCAGCAGUUCUACUACAGGUCCUAUUUCCUUUUGGUCUUCGGCCUCGAGUUCGUGGGUCCUGUAAUCGCCAUGACCCUGUGCUAUGCCAGGGUGUCCCGAGAGCUCUGGUUCAAGGCGGUGCCCGGCUUCCAGACAGAGCAGAUCCGCCGGAGGCUGCGCUGUCGCCGACGGACGGUACUGGGGCUCGUGUGCGUCCUUUCCGCCUAUGUGCUGUGCUGGGCUCCCUUCUAUGGCUUCACCAUCGUGCGUGACUUCUUCCCCUCCGUGUUUGUGAAAGAGAAGCACUACCUCACCGCCUUUUAUGUGGUGGAGUGCAUCGCCAUGAGCAACAGUAUGAUCAAUACGCUGUGCUUUGUGACUGUCAGGAAUAACACCAGUAAGUACCUCAAGAGGAUCCUGCGGCUCCAGUGGAGGGCCUCUCCUAGCGGGAGCAAGGCCAGCGCUGACCUCGACCUCAGGACCACGGGGAUUCCUGCCACGGAGGAGGUGGACUGCAUCCGACUGAAAUAAGCAAAAUGGUACCACAGCGCCCGGGUGCACACAGCAACGAUGAACUCGGCUUUCUGUGGAAGGCAGAGGAAAGAGACAACCACUUAGACACACUAUUUAAGGAGCACUGAAGUGUGGAAUUUCUGAAAUGGAGAUCUGAGAUACUGUCACUAGUGGUCAGGGUUCACUGGAUGUCUAAAUUUUGCAAGAGUAGACACCAUUGAAAGUCCUUUGACAAAAUGAAGUGGGGAUUAUAGCCAGGAAAUAUGGUUUGGAGGGUCUGGAAAAGGGUGUUUCCAGAGAGAAGGCAGAGCAGGCUGUGUAGGUAGGACUCUCCUGUCUGUGCUUAGGGUGAGUACAUGGGCUCUAUGUGGGCCUAGCUCACCUCUGGCAGCACUCCUGGGCUUUUGUUCAGGUCUAGCAUUAGCAAGCUUAGAGCAAGAGCACAGGAGAGUUUCCCAGCUCUGCUGCAGUCCUCUGCUCACCUCAGAAUCCCCACUGAGAGGGGAAUCAAAGGCAUGAGGACCCAUGGCUAAGUUCUAACCACCCACCCCCAACUCUUAGGCCUAGGGCUCUGCACACAGACAGUGGGGGUGGGGGUUCUUCUGGAGCAUGGACUUGGGGGAGGAGCCAUGGACUCUGGGUGCCAUUUACAUAGGGAAUUUUGGGUUCUGAGUCAUAAGUAGAGUGAAGUUUGAGCUCGGGUGAAAUGAUUUCCUCACUUCAUGGUCUACUCACUGCAGGGGAGAAGGAGAUGAAGAAUGGGAGGGUAUGGUGGGACCUCUGAAAGCAUGUGUACAGGUUAAAGGAUGCUGUUGCUCCAUCUCUCAGCUUCUGUGCCCUGGACCACUCAUGUUUCUUGGAUCUUCAUGCUUCUGUGUUUAUGGAGCAUAGAACUCUUGAAGGUAUAAACAUAGCACCUCACUCUCCCAUCCCCACUAGCCCUCAAACAAGAUGUGUUCAUCUCAACUAGUCUAUUUGAUGAGGUCCCCUCAUCCACUGGUAUGAUGGGGAGAAAGAUUUCUUAGCCACUGGCACCUGACUCUUGGCCUGGUCACGAUCCUAGGAAUUAAGACUGGAUGCUCUUUCAGAAUGAAGGUGACCUUGGAGAAAUCACCACAGUUCUGCUCUUCAGUACAAAUGAAGACUUGUAUGUCAGGGGUGCAGCCUGGACACUCAGGAAAAAGAGAUUGACCAACAGCAAGCUCUAGGGACCCCACAGACAUUUGAAAGUCUCAUCCCACUUGGUAACUCGCCUUCUUAGUCUGGCAUUUAGAAUUCUGGCCUGAGAAAAUCUGAGGCCCAGCUUUGACUAAGUCAUCUACACAGACCUGAGAUGAGACUUUCUGAGGACAAAGGUAAUAACCUAAGAAACCUUGUUAGAAUUGUUGUGAGAUCAAUCAAAUAAUGUAUGGAAGAUAUGCUGUUAACCAUCUGAAUAGUAAAGUAUCACCACCAUCACCACCACCACCACCACCAUCACCACCAUCACCAUCACCACCAUCUCUACCACCACCACCAUCAUCACCAUCUCCAUUACCAUCAUCACCAUCUUCUCCACCACCACCAUCACCACCAACACCACCAUCUCUACCUCCACCAUCACCACCAACACCACCAUCUCUACCACCACCAUCAUCACCAUCUCCAUCACCACCACCACUACCUUCUCUGCCACCACCACCACCACCAUCUCUACCAUCAUCAUCACCAUCUCCACCACCACCUCCAUCACCAUCUCCUCCACCACCAGCAGCAACAGCAACGAUGGUGAACUAGCAACUGUGGGAUGACUGGACAAAGACAAACUUGUACAUACAUCUCAUGUAUCUGUCAAUCUAACCAGC